AUGAGCCGGUUGUUGUCUCCAUCUGUCGCUCUGAGCGUAGAAAAUGGUUUUGCUGAUAUUGGAGAAUUCUGCGCCUCGUCACCUGAUACUUCCUCAUCAGUUUCCGAGUCUCUGGCAUCGGCAGAACUUCCUCAGUUACAUCAACAGCAUAAACUGGGUGGGGUGGAUUUGAAUGAAGUUGCUGAUGAGCUUGAAGAAGAACUUGUUCUUUGCCUAAGCACCGGUUACUGCAACCUUUCACAGAUGGGCUUUGUUACUACUCCCGCCAACAUUCCAUAUGAGUCCUUGGUUACCUUGUUACUAUCGGGGAACCAAAUUAAGGAAAUAUCUGAGAGUCUUUUUACAAAUGGAAAUUUCCAAUUCCUCUGCAAGCUUGACUUGAGUUCUAACUGCUUGGAGUCGGUUCCGAAGUCUCUGUUCAAGUUGAUGAAACUGGAGGUACUGCUGUUGGACCACAACAACAUAACGAGGCUGCCGGUUUCUGUUGAUGAACAAAUUGGCAGUCAGCUUCUGCCAGCGCUUCAACGUAUCGGUCUCGAAUUCAACGACCUCAGUAGAUUCCCUAUUGAGCUCUUUAAGCAUUGUCCCUCUCUGGAGGCAGUUUAUCUGAGCCAGAAUCUACGUAUGCUAAACGAACCAGUUUCUGUGAAACAGCUCCUUCAAGCUGCAGCUGUGGAAUCCAGUAAAGAGAACCACCGCGUUCUCCUUAAGGUGGACAACAAACCAGUUUUUGUUCAGCAAAUGUACGACGAGAAGUGGGACGAGGUGCUCCCAUGGUUGGACGUGGAGCUACAUAAGAUAUAUCCAGACAAGGUUUUGUCCUUUCUUUACCUUGGGUCUCUGCGUACGGCGCAAACUCCGCUCGUCUAUCGUGAUCUUGAUAUAGGUUUCAUAUUGAGUGCCGGCCGGAAUAUGACAGUUCACGUGGAGUCCGGCAUGAGACAUCUUGUGCUUCCGAUCGAUGAUCAUCCGGGGGAAAAGUUGCGACCCAUUUUUGACAUGGCAUUUAACUUCAUUGACGAUGCGCGCGAGGAGGGAAAAGGGGUCCUGCUGCACUGUUUUGCGGGGUUAUCCCGCUCUGUCACCAUUGCGGUAGCUUAUUUGAUGAGUCGUUAUAACUACAAGCGCGAUGAGGCUAUAGAGAUGAUAAGGAGGGUGCGCCCGUCGUCGCAACCGAACUCGGGGUUUAUGGACAUAUUAGCACAGUAUGAACAGGAACUAAACAAUCAAAAGCAUCAUAUGUAA
Messenger RNA from Trypanosoma brucei brucei TREU927, 1245 nucleotides. Its product is annotated as phosphatase. Gene Ontology annotation, molecular function: MAP kinase tyrosine/serine/threonine phosphatase activity; protein binding; protein tyrosine/threonine phosphatase activity. The coding region runs from base 1 to 1245 and encodes 414 amino acids. Gene Ontology annotation, biological process: negative regulation of MAPK cascade; protein dephosphorylation. Lineage: Eukaryota; Euglenozoa; Kinetoplastea; Trypanosomatida; Trypanosomatidae. Gene Ontology annotation, cellular component: cytoplasm. The record is from RefSeq and is a predicted model, not a curated record. The transcript has a single exon.